AUGCGGCCGCUUACGGCCCAGCCGAAGCUUGUGGCCCCAAAAGCAGUGAUACCCCGUGCGUGGAGUGAGCCAAUAACCGCCCCGCUGCCGCCACCCGGGAAGAUCCCCAUCGCCCACGCCAGUGCACAGCCAAUUUCCGCACCCAGUCUGGCGUCAGGAGCCAAAAUCGCGAUCGCCCACGCCCGCGUGCAGACGAUAACCGCCCCUAGACCCGCGCCGCUGAUCAUCGCCCGGAACUUGGUGGUCGCCAAAAAUGCGCAGAACGCAUCCGCGACGCUCCAGAAUACGGUCAUCGCCACGCUGCCUGCCAACUCCACUUCUUCCGACGACCAAAAGUGGGCGGAGCUUCGUGCUUGUGCUAAGCAGCACGGCCUCCUCGAUUUUCUGCAUAACCACACCCGCCCGGACGGGAAUCAGGAUGGAAAUGGAUCGUCAGAAGGCUUGGCU
This is a messenger RNA of Mesorhabditis spiculigera, 447 nucleotides long. The record is from the annotation of a GenBank genome assembly. NCBI's taxonomy places the organism in Eukaryota, Metazoa, Nematoda, Chromadorea, Rhabditida, Rhabditidae.